UGGCAGAGGGCGCAGGUGGUGAACGUGGCUGCUGUGUGGUGUCUCCAGCACAAAUCUUCGCUCCCUUGGGGUUCCACUAUGCUCAGACAACUUUGGCUCCUAGCGCUCUGGUUGCUGGGCUCUAGUCCUGCCCUGGCUGAAGUUCAGAGCUGUCACGCCUCCAGGGUCCAGUCUUCAGUGGUCUCCAGCUGCCAGGCUCAACACCAUGAGACACUGCCAGAAAUUGACCCAUCCACCCAGAUCCUUCUGCUGAAUUUCAACCUCCUCUCCAACAUCUCGGCCUCCUCCUUCCCCAGGCUGGAGAGGCUCAGGAAGCUGUCUCUGGGAUGUCAGCUGGGGGGAUCACUCUCCAUUGGAGAGAAGGCCUUUGAGAAGGUGGCCAAUAUCACGUUCCUGGACCUCGGGGGCAACAGGAAGCUGAGCCUCCAACCCACGGCCUUGGCAGGCUUGCGGCAGCUCGAGGUGCUCCUGCUGGAUGCCAAUGGCCUUGAUGAGACCGUGCUGGAGGGUGGCUACUUCCAGGAUUUAGUGUCCCUCAAAAGGCUGGAUCUCACAGGGAACCAGAUAAAGAGGCUGAGACCCGAUUCCUUUUUUCAAGGCUUGAAGCUGCUGGCUGUCCUCCAGCUCCGGCUUAACAAGAUCAAGACAAUCUGCGGGGAGGAUCUGACCCACCUUGGGGGACGACACCUGUCCCUCCUAGAUCUCUCAUCCAAUCUGCUGUCCUAUAGGGACCCUUGGAACAACCACUCCUGCCCCAGUCCCUUCCGCAACAUCACAGUGGAAACCCUGGAUGUAUCCUCCAACUCAUGGGAUGUGGGUAGUGCUGAACGGUUCUUUAAGGUCAUGGCAGGUGCCCAGAUACGGCAUCUGAAGUUGCAGCACUCGGGGGCCAUUGGGAGGGGGUUCGGGUUCAAUAACCUGCGGGGCCUCUCUGCCAGCACCUUCUCAGGGCUCAGCCAGAGCAGGGUCCUCUCUUUCGACAUGUCUCAUGGCUUCCUCUCCAAGCUGGGGCCUUUGGUCUUCUCGGGUCUCCCUGAGCUGCGUGCACUGCGCCUGGCAUCCAAUCAGAUCCACGAGAUCCGUGGGGAGGCCUUUGCUGGACUGCAGCACCUCUGGACCCUGGACCUCUCGCACAAUCUGCUGGGGGAGCUGAACAUGGAGUCUCUCCAGAGCCUAAGCUCUUCCCCACUGCUGCACCUCAACCUCAAGUCCAACCACAUUGGGGCCAUCCAGCACAAUGCCCUGGAGGGACUGAGGACCCUGCGGACGCUGAAUCUGCAGGACAAUGCCCUCUCGCGCGUGCUGCCAGGGCGGCUCCCUGCCCUGGAGCGCCUGCUGCUGGGCCAGAACAGGAUCAAGGACGCCUGGGGAAUCGGGAAGCUUUCCACGAAUCUGACCUUCCUCGACUUGUCUUCCAACCGCAUGCAAGACCUGAGAGGGCUCUGGAACGAGCUGAGGGGCAUCCCUGCCUUGCAGUUCCUGAACCUUUCACACAACCUGAUCUCAAGGUGCUCUGAGCACCAGGACAGAGCCAUGCCCAGGCACAGCCAGCUCAGGGUGCUGGACCUUUCCGAGAACUCCCUGAAUAUCGUCUGGAAUGCAGGGGGCUGUGUGGAUGUCUUCCACCAUCUAGACAGGCUGGCAGCCUUGAAUCUCAGCAGAAACAACCUCCAGACCUUACCUGAGGGCCUCUUCCAGGGGCUGGUGUCUCUCCAGGCUCUGGACCUAUCUGGGAACCUCAUGGCCAUGCUUCCUGAUGGGCUGUUCCGGGACCUGCGCUCCCUGCAGGUGCUAGGGCUGCAGGGCAACCCCUUGGUGACUCUGUCACCAUCUGCUCUUCAGCCGCUCCAGGCACUAGCAUUCCUGAAUCUCCAGGAGGUCUCUCUGCUUUGCCACUGCAGCUUGCGGGACCUGGAGGCUUGGCUGCACUCCACCAACGUGACCCUGAGUGGUGGGAAGGAAGGGGUUACCUGUUUUAUGCCCACGCCUCCCUUCCCACGAAUGCCCCUCCUUUUCUUCAUCCAAAGCAGCUGUGUCCAGUAG
Emys orbicularis (European pond turtle) is the source of this 2043-nucleotide messenger RNA. RefSeq names its product toll-like receptor 5. The transcript is spliced from 2 exons. Gene Ontology annotation, cellular component: extracellular matrix. The record is from RefSeq and is a predicted model, not a curated record. Gene Ontology annotation, molecular function: protein binding. Lineage: Eukaryota; Metazoa; Chordata; Testudines; Emydidae. The coding region runs from base 79 to 2043 and encodes 654 amino acids.